Messenger RNA from Pseudoliparis swirei, 2958 nucleotides. RefSeq lists its product as uncharacterized. The record is from RefSeq and is a predicted model, not a curated record. The coding region runs from base 102 to 1118 and encodes 338 amino acids. Lineage: Eukaryota; Metazoa; Chordata; Actinopteri; Perciformes; Liparidae. The transcript has 5 exons.
UAACGGAGUGUGGGCGCAGAGAAUUUGGGAACAAUAAAUGUGGACACCAUGAGGACGCAGGUGUGGUCUGUUCAGUGAGCCUCCCAAAGCCCAGCAUCUCCAUGAGUCCUGUCGGGGAGGUGACCCUGGGCCAGGGCGCCAACAUCACUUGUUCUACCUCAAAUCAGCGUUUAGGUGGAACCUUCGUUCUGCAGCAGACCUCAGGCGCCUUCAGAAAGACUCAAACCUCAAGUACCAACUCGGCUGCUUUCAACCUGUUGCAAGUGGAUUUUGGAAACGAAGGCUCAUACACGUGUCAGUACCGGAUAAGGCUUUCAAGUCGAGACUUCAACUCACCCUUAAGUGACUCGGUCAGACUCUCUGUUGCUGUGCCGCUGCAGCAGCCCAGCAUCUCCCUGGCGUCUCCUGACGGAGGGCUGGUCUGGGGCCCCCAGGGGGCCGAGGUCACCAGGGGUUACAGCUGCGUCUUCACCUGCUCCAUUUCCUCCCAUUAUCCUGGGGGCGUGUUCUCUCUCAUCUCCUCUGACUCCGGCCUCACCGACACCAAGCAAGCGCUCGCCGGCUCCGCCUCCUUUGACUUCCCUGUGACCGAAUAUGAGCACUUGGGGGUGUACAGCUGUGUGUACGAGGUCACACUGUCUGCACGGAGAUUCACUUCCACCACGAACGCCUCCAUCGUGGUCAUCAUUAAGAUGCCUCUGGUGCCGCUGGUUUCUUCAGUCGCCGUCAUGGGUCCGCUGCUGGUCCUGCUGGUUCUGGUGGCGGUCUGUCUGGUCUGCAGGAGAACGAGACCGGCCGGUCCGCCUGUUGCCCUUGACUACGAUGCCCUGGCUGUCAUACACGGCAACGAUUAUGACAAUAACCAGAAUGAGGACCAGGACAAUAUCUACGCCAACGUUGAUCCAAUGGACACCGACAACAAACUCGGGGAGGAAGAAGAGAGAGCAGAAGAAAAGGAGAGUGAUGACUAUGAGGAGCUAGAGAGUAACGGAGGUCAAGAUCCUGAGGAAGACGAAGGAACCUGUGAAGAUGAAGCUGACUAUGGGAAUGUAACCCAGCUGGAUGAACCAACUGUGGACAUUUAUGGAGAACUCGAAAAUGUUUAUCAAAACUUUUGAGCUGUCAAUAGUAGAAAUUGUAGCUCAAGAGAUGAAGCUUCAAUUUCAGGAGAAUUGGCCAGUCGUACAUUUAUCAUUAUGUUGAUAUGCCAGACUAUAUUAGCGUAUUUGAACAAAAUAAUUUUCAUCAAUAAAACAAAUAAAUAUAUAACAUACAGAAACGUAAUUGUAAUACAAUUAAGAUUAAUUCAAGUUCUUUCCGCAUAGUUUUCCUGCUCAUCCUGGGGGGGACCCAGAAGCACCCCAGGCUAGUCUUUCCGGUGGUGCUCGAUCUUUUCCUCUUCGGUUGGACCUCCAGGAGGCCUCCUGAUCAAAUGCCCAGACCACCUGAGCCGGCCCCUUUCGACAAGGAGGAUCAGCGGCUCUACGCCGAGUUCCCUCUGGACAACGGUGAAAAGGCUGCCACCUUAAGAAGGAAGCUCAAUCCGGCCGCUGAUAUCUGCAAUCAGAUUGUUUCCGUCACCAAAGCUCAUUCCCAUAGAUCAGUGGUCGCCAACCCGUCGAUCGCGAUCGACCGGUCGAUCUCGGAGACGUUCCCUGUCGAUCUCCAAAAUAAAAUGAAAAUAAAUUCAAAAACACAUUGUUCCUUGUUUUAGAACAUUUUCUGAAGUGUCUUCUGAAAUGUUUUCUUUCUGACUGGAAGAUUGACGUCAGAAAAGAUCUCCGCCUGAUUCAUGAACGCCUGAAAACGGGUUCGCUUACACAGCCGUGUUCUCAGCUGUGCACCCAGAAAGAGGGGAACGUACCACUACAGGUGGGGCGCAGGGGGAAAUGCAGAAAGACCUUUAUUGAUAACUUCACAUAUUACACAAGCUCAAAGUACACCGACAUAAAACUAAGUCAUCAAUAAAUACAUGUUGAAAUGCCUGUACCUUCGUGUACAUGUUUACGUUAAGGCAUUAACAGGUUACGCCUGCGCGUGCGCGACAGCCGAGAUUCUUGGCGACUUACCAGGUCUUACCUCCGUGAGUUGGGCUUUUCUGCUGUUGUCCUUCAAAACAAAAGCUCAACAUUGAGCUUUUUUCUUGUCCAUAGAGCAAUCUGGUUUACUUGAAAGUGAUUGCAAUUGCAUUUAUACUAUUAUUUGAAAAGGGACAGAUGCAGGAGUCACAAAUGGUGAUUCUCAUAUUUAUUAUUAUGAAAAUUCUUUAAAUCUGAGGAUGUCUGUAGAGCUGAUGUGAACGUAGUCACCAACGGUCUGAGUUCAGAACCAAUCCCAGAUGAGAAAACUUUCAUGAAUACCAAUUUUGCCCCGAAAAACUCGUCAUUGAAGUUGAGAAAAUCACCAAAUCAAAGACCAGGAGCUGGAUUACUGACAGACAGCUGACAGACGGCCUCAGACUGGCUGUCUGUGAUUAUGAACUAACUACAAGCUCACAGGCAGAGUUCAGUCACAGCCAUCACUCUGACUGGAGUCACAUGGCUUGAUGGCAUUAUGAUGAGAGCUGAACUUACAUGAGUUGCACUGACUGAUCAUGUUGUCAGUGUUGUGCUGUAAUUGGAUUGGAUUCAAUUUAUUGUCAUUGCUAGAGUCCAGGUACAGAAGCAACGAAAUGUAAAUAAAUACAACAUUUAUAUUGGUAGUUCAUCCAGCUGUUCAUCGCAAAUGUGUUUUUUCUUGUUCAUAUUGUGUGCGGUUAACAAAUAUUUUACUUGUUAUAUUACACUUAAAUUCUGUGUACCUGGUCACAUCAAUUUGAACGCUGGACCAAAAUGACAAUUAGGCCAAAUAAAAAGUCAUAAGUCCAGUCUGGACAGUCGUUUUCUCUCAACGCCUCAAUAGGUAGAUCUUGUCGUCAUGAAGGCGGAGGUCAGGGAUCUUGGGCUCAAAAAGGUUGGU